Messenger RNA from Hydractinia symbiolongicarpus, 536 nucleotides. Its product is annotated as cystatin-C-like. Gene Ontology annotation, molecular function: cysteine-type endopeptidase inhibitor activity. Lineage: Eukaryota; Metazoa; Cnidaria; Hydrozoa; Anthoathecata; Hydractiniidae. The record is from RefSeq and is a predicted model, not a curated record. Bases 49 to 471 code for a protein of 140 amino acids. The transcript is spliced from 2 exons.
GAAGAUGUUUUUCAAUACUUCAUUUCGAAAGUAGUCGAUUGCCUCGUAAUGUAUUCUGUGUUAGUGUUUUUGGCUGGAAUCGCCUGCGCUGUGGCAGGAUUGGGCGGCGGGAUUUUUGAAAUGUCGAAAGAAGAAAUUUCGAAAGCUCAAGAUUUGAUGACAGGAGUCGACAUGGCUGUUGAUCAGUUGAAUGAGAAGAACAAUAGACGCGAAAACAAAAUGAGACUUGUUGCAGAAUCUAUUGUGAGAGCGUCCAGACAAGUCGUUAGUGGUACGUUAUACAGAGUAGAAAUCAGAAUGGUCAGCUCUGUUUGUAAAAACACAGAUGCAAAUAGCAACAAAAAGAUCACUGACUGUCCUGCUGACAACAGUGGUGUAAGCCGACGAUGCAAGUUCACCAUUUGGUCACGACCGUGGGUAAACGAGAAAAAACAAAUUCUUAUCAGAGGUAUCCACUGCUCGCAGAAUUAAAUGUACACCUAACGAUGAAAGAUAAAGUAAUUUUGACAUGAAAUAUUAUGAUGAUAGAUUGUUUA